GCUGAUCCACUGCAUAAAAUGGCCCUGGCGGUCGUCGGUAUGAACGGUAUGAAUGAUGCUAGGACGGACUGAUGUACAUGUUUAAAAAGCGACCAGGUACUCACGUCUCCUUUCGCCAGACUUAAGAUUAUUUACCAUGAUUUCUUCUUCCCUUGUUCAAAAGUAGGCAGUAUUCCGUGUAUAGCUCGAUAGCUUCUUCCUUUUUUUCAUAUUCGUUAUUCAUUAUUUUUCUACUGACCCAGGUGCUCAAAUUAGCCGUUCACUCAAUCCGCCUAGUGCCUACCCAGUACCUACCCAGUACCUUGCCCAUUAACCGUUCGGAGCAUUCUUCUAUUCCAGCUCUCUUCCCACUUCUUCCCCGACAUCUUCCCAAACCAACCUCCUCGCGCUCCCACAACAAAGGGCGAAAGGAAGAGAAGAACUGUGUUUGGCCUCUUCGUGGUCAUCAGUCUCAGUGCGGUCAUUCACCAGCAGCUUCAAUUAUCUUCAUGUCGGUAUUGCUUCUUCAUUAAAUAAUUUAAUUGGUCGGGACAAUCGCCGUUGUGUCUGUUUGGCACUGCCGCACUGCAGACGCACGUUCACCAGUCCACUACAUUCACUACUACGCACAGGAAGUCUCUCCUAUUUUCCUAUCGACCAACCCAGAUGAUCAAGAAGGAUCCAUUCAAUCGUUGAAUUGAGUAUCAAAGAAUUCCUUCAAGCGGAGUCUUGUGGUGCUUUGGAUUUGGAUUUGUCUUGUCAUACAUUCAUAAAGGAUACGAAGAAAAGAGUCCUAAGAUACCGUUCGUUCCGCCAAUUCGCAGAGAUCAAGGAAACUCUCUUCAGACCAAUUACAAUCAAAAGAAUCCAAAGACAAGAUUGAUUGGAAAGCGGUGGUAGGAAAGAAUUGAAUCACUCGUAGGGUGGGAAGGUCGUUUUCGGCAGACCUUCAUAUCUUGGUGUAAAAGGUGUUGAAUCAGCAUGGCAACGAUUUCUACAUCGCAAGCCCAUACCAGCUUGACACCGCCAAGUAGUUCUCACGGUCAAGAUUCUUGGAACUACUCUGUACCAGUAGAGCCGAUCUCACCUUCUGCCGUCACCGACUAUCAUAAUCACAAUCGACAAAUUUCUCAAACAAACGGUUACCCAUUACGUCCAAGUACAGAAACCUUUGGUCCCCGUCUUCCUAACGAUCACAACCACUUGGCUCCAGCUCGCGCAAAUGAAUUGAAUCGACAGAAUAGCGACAUCAGCGAUACUCCUAGUGCCCCUGAUAGUUUACUGGAUUCAUAUGGGAAUAAUAAAGGUGGUCGAAGCAUGGACUCUGGGGGGAAGAAAGGUAUGAAUGGUGGGAGUUAUGAAAUGGAUGAUGUAGAGCAUUCUAGGUGGAUUCACAGAGAUAAAUUGGCCCGAAUUGAGAAUGAAGAAUUACAAGCAGCGGGAAUCCCGAUACCUCGUCCACGAACAGGAAGUAAAUCCAGUCGAAGGGAUCGUAGCCAAGAUGCCGGUAAUGCCAUUCGAAGUGAGGGACAAAAAAGGCAGAAGAUGGGGGUGAAUGGAGAUGGAGAAGGCAAUCCUUGGGAGUUACGAUUGCCUGAAGAGUCUGCUGGAGAUUUAGGUACGAAAGGUAUAUCGAAGAUACCAAUAUCGAAAACGAGUCCCCUACCAAUACCGAUCGAUUACCUCGAACGAGACACACCUAUAGCUCGGAAAACAAGCAACAACUGGUAUGACGAGGAGGACCCAUUAUCAUUUAAGCAAGCAAGAAGUCGGAGUCAUAGUGUCAAGAGCUCACUUAUACUUGAUGAUGCUACACCGACUUCUUCAAAUGUUCCCAUGCCUACUCCUGCUAGAGUAUCGCCUACACCCACCCGUGCAUCACCAUCCGAGCGAUCUCCUACCAAGAAAGCACCAGGACGGAAAGGAUCCGUUGGCGCAAAUGCUGCACUUCCUGGAGGUAGACAAACAGCAGCACAAAGACAAAAACAAAAGUCAGGUGGAACAAAUGCGCCAGAUAUACGGCCAAAGACUCGUUCAGGCGACUUAAUCAAUACAUCGAAACGACCCGAAGGUGAUCCACCUUGGCUGGCAACUAUGUACAAACCUGACCCUAGAUUGCCACCCGAUCAACAAGUAAUUCCAACUCAUGCGAAACGUAUGCAACAAGAACAAUGGGAGAAGGAGGGUAAAUAUGGAAAUGUUUAUGAUACAGAUUUUAGGCCAUUAAAUCAACAGGAAUACAGACCACGCCCGGAUUCAUUUUCUCCACCACCAGAUGGACCAGAGGAACCAAAGUCAGAAGAACAAGCUCCAGAAUGGCCAUUAAGUCCACAACCUGCAUCACCAAUUCCACCCGUCUCACCUGUUUCCGCCAUGACUCCUAAAUCACCAACAUUAAGUACCGGUCCCAGAUCACCAGUCGAGAGAGCAUCAAGUUAUAGCACAAUGCCAAAGAUCGCAACUGGAAAACCACAAGGUGUUAAUAUCCCAGAUCCCAAACCACCAAUUCGUGUUCAAGAUUCUCCUGAGUCAAACAAAGGUUGUGGUUGUUGCGCCAUCAUGUAAUUUUUUUUGGAGAACGGAUGUGGAAUUCGUUCUCUUCACCAAUACGGAGUUAUUUCCCUUUUCUUUUCUGUGUAAUUUGAGCUAAGCAUGCAAGCAAGCAAGUUUUAUGGAGUUUAUGGAGCUGAUGGAUUUAUACUUGACUUAAAGACUAGGUCUGAGCGAUCGCCAACUUUUUUUUUUUUCAUUUCAUUCAUUCGUGGAUAAACACAUCAUCGAAGAAAUUCAUAAUUACUUGUUGAAACUCUUUAAUCUGCAUUAAUCGUUUAUUGAGAUCCGGAAUUUGUGCUGGGCACGCGAUACAACAUUAUAUUUCAUUGAUUUUGAUGUGGUAGCGGGGGGAAGAGGACGGGGGGAGGGGGAAAGGAGGAGAGGUAUGGAGAGAAAAAAAGGAUUGAUGACGAAUUUUAUGAAUUUCCCACACACUCUCACAGAGCAAAUUUCCUAAUAACUUUUUUUUUUUUUUUGGUUUGUGCCGUCAUUGUGGCAUGAAGGGUGGUUUUACUCUUUUUGUGUUUUUUUGUUUUGAUUCCCCAAAGCGAUUUUCCAAGAUGCGAUAUUGGGUGGCAAGGUGGAGGAUGCAUAGGUAUGAGGGAGGUUUUGAUGGUAGAUGUGGAAGAGAGUGGGCGGAAGAAUUGUGGUUUGGAUUGAAGGGGAUUUUUUGAUUCUGAGAGGGAGGGGUGGAGAGGGACAGGGGCUGGGUCUGGGUCUGCGGCUGGGGGAGAGAGAAUGGAUAAUUUCGAACUGAUUGGUAUCUUAUGCUCGACAUUUCUUCUAGGAUCCAGGACGGCUACAGCUACAGCGAUGCGAGUGUGAGCGAUGUUUUUGUAUCUUGUACUGUUGCGGUUGGAAUUCAGACUGAGGCAAGCAGCUCGACUGGGGGUAGGGGGAGGGUUGAAAGAAGAUGAGAGAGGGGUAGAGAAAUGGGAAAGGGUGAUGAGAUGGAUAAGGGUAGGAAAGGAAGUGGGGGUGAGAGUGGGAGUGGGAGCAUACGCGUUACUGGGUAGUGAAGACAGCGAGUAGAUAAGUACCUAGUAUGAAUCUGAAAAAAAUUGAAAAAAUCA
Messenger RNA from Botrytis cinerea B05.10, 3605 nucleotides. RefSeq lists its product as hypothetical. Lineage: Eukaryota; Fungi; Ascomycota; Leotiomycetes; Helotiales; Sclerotiniaceae. Bases 961 to 2544 code for a protein of 527 amino acids. The transcript has 2 exons. The record is from RefSeq and is a predicted model, not a curated record.